AGUCACAAGUUAGUACCCCAGCGCUCUUGGGGAUACCGAAUGUCGUUCUUCCCCAAGAGGAGCAACACCGACGAAACAUUUAUCGGGAUUCGAGCGAUGGCAAAUCUUCAUGCGGAUCGAUCAAACAAGGCGCGUAUAACACUUCGCUCCAUGUCAUGGCGCUAUUUCUCAUCUUAGUGCUAAGCACGCUGGCCUGUUCAUUCCCCAUCCUCGCUCGCCGGUUUCCGCGGCUUCCUAUUCCCCGGCGAUUUCUAUUCUUAUCAAGACACUUUGGGACGGGCGUGCUGAUUGCUACGGCUUUCGUUCAUUUACUCCCAACGGCAUUUGUUUCCUUAACCGAUCCAUGCCUUCCCCAAUUCUGGAGCGAGACUUACCGUGCCAUGCCUGGCUUUGUGGCCAUGAUCUCGGUCUUUGGCGUCGUUCUGGUGGAGAUGUUUUUUGCCAUGAAAGGCGCGGGCCAUGUCCAUGGAAGCGAGUAUGAUCAACUGAUUAGUGAAGCGAACGCCAAUGGCGAUCGCGAUUCAGACUACUCGAGGCUCGAGGCAAGUGAAUCAGUAGACGAUAUUCACCUUUCGGCAAUGCGUGAGAGCUCUGCGUCCAUGAACAUGCCAAGGAACUCAACAGAAGAAUCUAGCCUGGACAGGUCUUCAACGAAUUUUAUUAAGAAUGGCGCUCUUCCUGCACUUGGAGAAGGCAGGAAUCCGGUUGUUCGCGCCAACUUGAGUUCCCGCUAUCCAGCACAAGUCUCUUCUGGCCCUAACAUGGAUGACAAUACAGACCCCAAAAUGACGUUGCAAAACCCCCACCGUCAGCUCUUGCAAUGUCUCCUCCUUGAGGCUGGUAUACUUUUCCAUAGUAUCUUUAUCGGAAUGGCUGUCAGCGUUGCCACGGGCACCUCUUUCAUUGUUCUUCUAGUCGCCAUCUGCUUCCAUCAGACAUUUGAGGGUUUCGCUUUAGGCUCUCGGAUUGCGUCUCUAAUCCCGGAUCUCUUUCCUCCGUCAUCAAUGAAGCCAUGGCUAAUGUCCCUAGCCUAUGGGACUACAACCCCCAUCGGUCAAGCCAUUGGUCUAGUUCUUCAUAAUUUCUAUGACCCAGCCAGUGCUACUGGUCUUCUCAUGGUGGGAAUCACGAACGCGAUCAGCAGUGGACUAUUGCUAUUUGCCGGCUUGGUAGAGCUCUUGGCCGAGGAUUUCUUGAGUGAAGAAAGUUACGUGAUUCUACGGGGCCGGCGACGCUUGGAAGCGUGUAUAGCAGUUGCCGCUGGCGCUCUUUUAAUGGCAUUCGUUGGUGCAUUUGCUUAG
This is a messenger RNA of Aspergillus nidulans FGSC A4, 1301 nucleotides long. Its product is annotated as putative ZIP family zinc transporter. Gene Ontology annotation, molecular function: metal ion transmembrane transporter activity. Gene Ontology annotation, biological process: transmembrane transport; metal ion transport. Gene Ontology annotation, cellular component: membrane. Bases 156 to 1301 code for a protein of 381 amino acids. NCBI's taxonomy places the organism in Eukaryota, Fungi, Ascomycota, Eurotiomycetes, Eurotiales, Aspergillaceae. The record is from RefSeq and is a predicted model, not a curated record. The transcript is spliced from 2 exons.